Molecule: messenger RNA, 7408 nt
Organism: Clupea harengus (Atlantic herring)
Lineage: Eukaryota; Metazoa; Chordata; Actinopteri; Clupeiformes; Clupeidae
Product: glucocorticoid receptor
Biological process (GO): nuclear receptor-mediated glucocorticoid signaling pathway; regulation of DNA-templated transcription
Cellular component (GO): nucleus
Molecular function (GO): zinc ion binding; sequence-specific DNA binding; steroid binding
Source: RefSeq, a predicted model, not a curated record
CAAUGUCUCCCCACAGUCCAAAGUCUCGUCAGUGUUUUUCUAGUUGUUUGUAGACACAAAGUAUCAAUUUUUAGACCCUAAUGAUGGUCGAAAUAUUAAGAUAUGGAUGAACUUAGCACGGAUUCGUAGAUGAAAAACACCGUCGCGUUCAAUAGUUUUUUCUCUGUGCAGUAUUGUUUAUUUCCAGUCGGUGUGAACGUGCCCUUCGCCCCUCUAUCUACGGUCUACAGUGCGCCAUUGAAAUCCACGUCUGUCAGAGCUCAAUACGCUCCUUUGGAACUUUCAACAUCCUCCAGUUGACCAGAACUCUUUAGUUUACAGCAUAUGUAGCCUCUAUAUCAUUUGUGCGUAGUUCCUGCGAGCAAAGUUAUUUAAAGCAUGACUGAAAGCGUCGAAGUUGCAUGACAUGCUUAAAUGUGAUGUUUUUGCCACUCGGCGGUUUUAAGUUUAGCAUCGCUAGGUUGCAAACUCCUGUCACGUUUGUGUACGUUAACGUUACUUGUAAGUAGCCAGCUUGUGUCUGAACACUGCUGCAGCAGGUUAUUUGUUGACGUUUUAAUGUAUUCCCAUACGUAGCUAAACGUUUUAAUCGUUCAACAAUGACGGGGACGUCUGUAUAGUAAAUUACGCCAGUUGACAACAGCCAAGGAUCUCUGUAAGCUAGCUAGCCUGCUAGCAAGGAUAUUCCUCUGAGGGGCGUUUACCGUUGUCGGAGUGCGAAACUAGUCUGCAACAGUAUAGUCCGAUAGCUACUCAGUUACCUAAUACGUUUAUCUAGAUGGGCUAUCUCUUCAGCUUGCUGUUUCGUCAGGCUGCCUUUGCCAUUUUUUGCUGUCAUUUACGCUACAGUGGAUAUCCGGCAAGUAUAACUGGCUACUUAUGUUUAUGCUGAAGUGACCUUGACUUUCAAGAGAGCAGUUUAGAAGUUUAAGUUUGUAAACUCGGACCGAAGGGCGCAACGAUUAUGUCCCCCCAUGUAGCUGGCACCAGGGCUGUUAAGCGAACAAAUGAGUAGCUGACUUGCCAAGAUAUUGCUUGUCAUGACAGCGGGAAAAGGUUUACUUGCUUGCUUCAUAGUGUUUAAUCAUGCCGAGAGACCAGCGACACGACGAUCACGACGUUGGAAACUAAGUGGAGUAACAUUAGCUAUAUUGUAAAUGAUUGUGCCAUAUGAUUGUCCCCUUAUGGAAAUUAUUUAGACAACAAGUUCGUUUUGAAAGCAGGAGGAAUUGAAAAAUGGAUCGAGGUGGACUGAAGCAUAACCCUCGGGAUAACAGCUUUGUUUUUAGCGAGCAGGCAGGAGAGGUAGGGUUUGUGAAUGAUAUUGGAAAAAGCGCCAGAGUUCAAGUGCCCCCCACGGAUGACUCGUCCAACGGCCUGAACAGCAGCAACCUCCAGAGGGACCGUGCUGCUAUUGGGCUGGGGCCCAGGGGGCGCAGGGCAGUGGAGGGCACCCAUGUUAAGGAGAUUGGGAAACUGUUAAGGAUUCAGUCCAUGCAAUCUCAUCAGGACGCACUGGGUCCCAUGAACAUUGGAGACAGCUUCUCUCUCUUGGACGAGACUCUUGCUGAUUUAAACAGCUCGUCCACUUCAGGGACGUCCAAUACCAGAGAAUUGGAUCCUUUUCACAUCAAGACAGAGGAUCUUUCUCCUGCCAUCGAUAAAGACAGACAAGAGGGGCUGGUGGAGAAAGAUUCCGACCUGGGUGAAGCCACACUGGAUAUCCUGCGUCACCUGGACCUGCCGGGCUCACUGACCGAACUCAGUGAGUUGUACGUGGCAGACGAGGCUGCCUUCCUUUCCUCCUUGGCUGUGGACGAUGCAAUGCUUGGGGACAGUCUGGUGAAAGAAAAGAAGUCUGGUGAUGGGGGUGUUGGUGGAGGCUGUGUGGGCAAUGGCAGCGGAGGUGUCGGCUGCAACGGAGGAGGCUGCGCUGGUGUGAACGGCGCCGACACGCGGCCGCAACACCGGCCGCCAGGGCAGCAGCCCCAGCCUCUCAUGCAGUCACCCUCCAUGAACAUGCCUGUCAUAAAAACUGAGAAAGACGCUGGCUACAUCCAGCUGUGCACGCCUGGAGUUAUUAAGAUGGAGAACGAGAACCGCAGCUACUGCCAGAUGUCGGGGCUGGACAUGGGCAGCUCUCACACGGCCCCCGCCGGAGGCUUGAGCACCAUGCCUGCCCAGGGGUACUGCUUCGGAGCCAGCGUGCCCCCGCUGAGUAUGCACAACGAGCACGCCACCGGCGUGCCACAGGAUCAGAAGCCGGUGUUUGGCCUCUACCCACCGCUUGCCUCCCUGAAUGACAUCUGGAGCAGGGGCAAUGGGUUUGGAGAGCCCUCUGGGAUGCAGAGGUCCAGUGACGGAGGCCCGACCACACCCACGUACCCUGUGACCUUCAACAGCCCUGGCAGUAGAGCUGAAGCCAACGGAUCCGGCGGGGCGGCGGCUAAAUCCGGUGGAGCGGCUCACAAGAUCUGUCUGGUGUGCUCCGACGAGGCCUCCGGCUGCCACUACGGCGUGCUCACCUGCGGCAGCUGCAAGGUGUUCUUCAAGAGGGCUGUGGAAGGAUGGAGAGCGCGACAAAACACGGAUGGACAACACAACUAUCUGUGUGCCGGACGCAAUGACUGCAUCAUCGACAAGAUCCGGAGGAAAAACUGUCCUGCCUGCCGCUUCCGGAAGUGUCUACAAGCCGGCAUGAAUCUGGAAGCCCGUAAAAACAAGAAGCUCAUCCGGUUGACACGGCAGCAGAGUGGCGGUGACACACCGCGGCCCCUGCCGGACGAGCGGCAAUGUGCCCUGGUGCCCAAAUCCAUGCCACAGCUGACGCCCACCAUGCUGUCACUGCUCAAGGCCAUCGAGCCCGAGGUGAUGUACUCGGGCUACGACAGCACCAUCCCCGACACGUCCACCCGCCUCAUGACCACCCUCAACCGUCUCGGAGGCAAGCAGGUCAUCUCCGCCGUCAAGUGGGCCAAGUCACUGCCAGGCUUCAGAAACCUGCACCUGGACGACCAGAUGACGCUGCUGCAGUGCUCCUGGCUCUUCCUCAUGUCCUUCGGCCUGGGAUGGAGGUCCUACCAGCAGUGCAGCGGAGGCAUGCUCUGCUUCGCCCCCGACCUCGUCAUUAAUGAGGAGAGGAUGAAGUUGCCCUACAUGAGUGACCAGUGUGAGCAGAUGCUGAAGAUCUCCAGUGAGUUUGUGCGGCUGCAGGUCUCCUAUGAGGAGUACCUCUGUAUGAAGGUCCUACUGCUCCUCAGCACAAUACCAAAGGACGGGCUGAAGAGUCAGGGUGUGUUCGAUGAGAUCCGCAUGUCCUACAUCAAGGAGCUGGGAAAAGCCAUAGUGAAGCGCGAGGAGAACAGCUCCAGCCAGAACUGGCAGCGAUUUUACCAGCUCACCAAGCUGCUCGACACCAUGCAAGAGAUGGUGGAGGGCCUACUGAACUUCUGCUUCUACACGUUUGUGAAUAAGUCCCUGAGCGUGGAGUUCCCCGAGAUGCUUGCCGAGAUCAUCAGCAACCAGCUACCAAAAUUCAAAGACGGGAGCGUCAAGCCCCUCCUGUUCCAUCAGAAGUGACUGCCUUAGACCAUGACACAAUGCCUUAAUAACCACCCACCCCAGGCCAGCUAACACCUGUACACACACACACACACACACACACACACAAACAUACGUGCGCACUAUCACGUCCAAACCACCCCGCCACCUGGAAGAGACCUGUCCAACUAUUCCCACCUCUGUGAUGGACAGAGGUGGAUGAGAAGCUUUUGUCUGUCCCUGGAGGGGGGGGGGGGGUCUUCACUCCACUGAGGGGAAAAUAAGCUUUUACUUAAAAAAUAAAUAAAAAAAAGACAGAAUAAGCCCCUUUAAAUUUUUCUUUUUGUAGCGCUUAAAUCAUGUCAUACUCACACAUCAUCUUUUAUUGAAGAAAAAAAAACAGCUACAUUUUAAGGACAAACAAACACGAAAGGAAUAUUAUUUUUGAUUGUCUGUUGACUUUAUGCAUGUACACUGCUGAAAUGUUUACAGUAUAUCAGUAACAAAAGGGAAGACGUGCCUUUUCUCAGCUUUGCAAUUCUGACCUCAGACGUUUCUGCUCCCCUGUCUGAGGCAAGUAAAAUGCAUACAUCCUAGUAAUGUUUGUGUGUGCUACCCUGUCUUGCCAUUUUCCCCCCUUUUUAAAAGCAGGCAGCUGCUCAGUCCUCAUAUGUUAUGUAGCAGUAACUAACCCAUGUACAGUACAGUGCAGGAAACUCAGCCUGGGGGCAUCAACGGACUCACAGCAACCCCAGCCCCAACCCACCCUGCCACACAUACCCCCAGCACCUCACCACCCUCCCCCAUUUCAAGGCCCCAAGGCCUCGGGAACCAAUCAGAUGACAGAACGGAGUGACUUCAUAGGCUAAUCCCCUCAUGCUUCACUCAGCCACAGGUGCUGUGCUUAAAUGCCAUUCCCAAGCACAGGUAGGGUUAGAUCCCUGCUCUCCGCCGACAGCAGCCUGUGGUACACAGCUUAGAGGCCCCCCCUGUAGCACAGUGUGAUGGAUGCUGGGACUACCCCGAGGACAGACGCAGCAGUGAGAAAAUGACGUCUGGUGAUGACCUUAUUCGUGUUUUUAAGCCGUCCAGACGAAUCAGGUGCGGCGUGGGCGUGGCCUCCAACUGGCGCAGGGAAACUCGCUCCCCUAGUUCUCAUAGCGUUUCUCAUCCCGAGAGUGGAGUGUGUACCGUGUGAAUGUGCGUGUAAGUGAGCGAUAGAUUUGCUACUGCCUUCUAACACCUAGCUAAUUCAUUGGUGUCUGUGUGUGUAUGUGUGUGUGUAAGGACACACACUCACACAAACCAAGUUUCCUAAGGUGUGAUGUGUUUUUAAAACCUACAGUGUGUUACAUUUUUACUCUUGAGGCGGGGAGAUGGAACACACAACUCAACUCUUGAAGCCUAUUUUUAGAAAGUAAUUUGUGUGAUUUUUCGUUGACCCUUUCAUACACACACACACACACAUACACACACAUUUCCCCAUUUCAGCAGUUGUCCACCAAUCACAGUCACUAGGUGCCAAAUCACUGUUUUUAAACACUCUCAUGACCUUAAAGGACAAGAUGGUAUUCUUCUUUCCCAGUUUGUUCAGUGUUGUACACAGAACUACACAUUUUUACAUUUAGUAAUUUAGCAGACACUUUUAUCCAAGGCGACUUACAUACACAUUUUACAUUUUACACUGAUGGCACACUGCACAUCAGGAGCAAUUAGGGGUUCAGUGUCUUGCUCAAGCUCGAACUAGCAACCUUCUGAUUACUAAACGACUUCUCUACCUCCUGUACCACUGUCGCCCCUAAUGAUACAUAUGUAUCCACAGGUACAUUCUCAUUCAGGGUUAAUGUAUGCGAGACGAGUUUUUUGUUUGUUGGUUCGUUUUACUUUGUCUUGUUUAGUUUUUUUAUUUCGUUUCGUUGUCGAGACACACACCAGCCAAGGUAAAUGAUGAACACUAGCACACCUAGCACCUGUUCAUCAGCACAUCUCUAUGGUUAUCGCUCACGGGGCAGAGCAUCAUUCCGCAGGACUCUGUGGUAUUCCUCUCUGGUGCUUUUUUCGCAGCCUGUAACCAGCAUACUUUUACUUUUUACAGUUAUGCCUCUGGAUCCAGUGUGCUCCUUUACUCGUAUCCAACGAAUUCACUUCACACCAGCUAACGGCACGAGAUAAGCCAAAUAUUCAUGAAAUGCUUUCGUUUUUUUUUUUUCGGUCUCGGUUUUUUGGUAAACAUAGGAGUCAUCCCUUGCAUCCCCCCCCAAGCUACUGUUUGAGCUCCAAGAGUGUAUGCCUCUGAGUGUAUGCCUCUGUCCCCCCACCCGCCUAUUCUCAUCGGUCUCAUGUCACAACUAAUUAAGUUGGAAGUGUCAGAAGCCUCUCUCUCUCUCUCUCUGGGUCUGGUGAAGCACUGUCUCAGUGGUGAAACCCGAGGCUCCAUGUUCUGGGGGUUUAUUGAGGAUUUGGUUCCGUGUGGGCCAUGUCACAACAAUUGAUUCCUCAUCUCUGAAAAAUCCCCCCAGCUGUUUACAUCUGUGAGCUUUCAGGAAGUCUGUGUCAGUAUGCCAGGUUUUUUGAGAAGGGUGCUUUAGCUCUGGGUAUUUCUUUCCUCCUCUUUCCUUUUUUUUUUGUUUUUGUUUUUGUUUUUUUUUGUUUUGUUUGUUAUUUCCUGUCAGGUGUGACAUUACCUCAGAAGGUGCUUGAAGAGUGCAGUCAUGCUUGCAUGGAGAAACCGGCCUCUGUGUGUUCUACACACGCAUCUUCAUCUUUGCUCCGCCUCACCCUGCCACCACCACUCCUCCUCUUCCUCCUCCCCCACAUAACAUUGAGUUGCCAUAACAACAUAGAACAUAUCCCAUGUCAUAGUACACAGCAUAUUUUAUGAGAUAAUAGUUUUACAGGGACAGAAUGACAGAUUUAUAUUUUUUCUUUUUCUCUUGCUAAUUGUUCCACCCACUUUAGGCCUUGAGAAAGGGAGUCAGAGAGCCAUAGAAUUCAGAUGUAUAUUUAGGAAAACUUUAAGCUUGUCAACAAUCUUGUUUUAAAGAAAGGAAAAAAAUAUUUGACAUAUGUAAUUUGAAAAUUAGAUUGAUCCUCUUUGAUAUAAAUCAUUUUACUAUAAUGAAAGUAAUUUUAAUACAUAAGAAAGAUGAGAAAUAUGUUUGGUCUAUUGUUCUUUUUUUGUUUGUGUUUUGACAAAGAUAGCUGUAUUGCAAAUGUACCUUGAAAAGUGUUAACCUGUGGUCUGAUGUGUAAAGUAAAUGUAAAUUCUUUUAAUCAAUAGGAAAGACUUUUAAGAGCGAUCACUGUGUCUAGAAAUAGUGAGCAGGUAUAGGGAAGGGUGAAGUGGAUUGGAGUAUAUUUUGUAUGGUGCAACAGUGUGACCAAAGCAGAAAGGAGGAAAAAAACAGAAGUAUUUAAGCAGAUUCAUAAACAGUAGCAUUUAUUAUCCAACUCUAGUACUUACCAUCUUUUAUAAAUCUUUUUUUGUAAAGGUUUAGGCUUUGGUCUCAUGUAUAUUGCUGUGAAGAUUUAACUAGUGUCUUCGGGAGGAAUUCAGAAAGAAAAGAACGUGUGAACGUAAUUAACAGAGCCUGAGAAUUUGCACUACCCUAAUAGUGGUCGGAAAGUCUAUUUUGUAAAAAAUACAUGCAAAUAUUAUCUAUAAAGAUUAAGGGCAGACCAUAUUUCACUGGUAUACGGCUUUCAGUAAAGUCUGUUUUGUUUGUAUUUCAGUUAUGUAAAUGUAAUCCAAUGUAAAGAAUAUCCAAUGUCUAUUUGUUUAAAAAUAGUUUUGUAUUACUUCUGUAUCACACCUAUGUAGUCUAUGUCAAUCUUUUCACCUAUCGGAUUAAAUGUUGAACUAAAGUCA